Phycodurus eques (leafy seadragon) is the source of this 4849-nucleotide messenger RNA. RefSeq names its product recombination signal binding protein for immunoglobulin kappa J region b (gene rbpjb). The transcript is spliced from 11 exons. Bases 211 to 1671 code for a protein of 486 amino acids. Gene Ontology annotation, biological process: Notch signaling pathway; regulation of transcription by RNA polymerase II. The record is from RefSeq and is a predicted model, not a curated record. Gene Ontology annotation, molecular function: DNA-binding transcription activator activity, RNA polymerase II-specific; RNA polymerase II cis-regulatory region sequence-specific DNA binding. NCBI's taxonomy places the organism in Eukaryota, Metazoa, Chordata, Actinopteri, Syngnathiformes, Syngnathidae. Gene Ontology annotation, cellular component: MAML1-RBP-Jkappa- ICN1 complex; nucleus.
GUCUGCCCUUUUCGCUCACUCGCCCGCCCCCUCCCAAAGUGUGGCCUCCCCUUCUCUUGUGUCUCCUCACCCACCCCUUUCUCCCUUCUCCCUCGUCUCGACACCUCCAUUCGGCCUCUUGUUGUCUGGACGGAUUACCGGGGCUAACGGGAGAGGCCCAAAAAAAAGGGAUAUCGCGAGUAUUGGAGUUUUGGUGAGAGUUUGUGGAAGAUGGCGCCUGUUGUGACGGGGAAGUUUGGGGAGCGCCCUCAGCCACAGCGGCUUACCAGAGAAGCCAUGAGGAAUUACCUGAAGGAGCGAGGGGACCAAACCGUCAUGAUCCUGCACGCAAAGGUCGCACAAAAAUCCUACGGCAACGAGAAAAGGUUCUUCUGCCCUCCCCCUUGUGUGUACCUGAUGGGCAGCGGCUGGAAAAAAAAGAAGGAGCAGAUGGAGCGGGACGGCUGCUCCGAGCAGGAGUCGCAGCCGUGCGCCUUCAUCGGCAUCGGCAACAGCGACCAGGAAAUGCAGCAGCUUAAUUUAGAGGGGAAGAACUAUUGCACUGCCAAAACCUUGUACAUAUCGGACUCCGACAAGAGAAAGCACUUCAUGUUGUCUGUCAAGAUGUUCUACGGCAACAGCGCCGACAUCGGUGUCUUCCUCAGCAAGAGGAUCAAGGUCAUCUCCAAGCCCUCCAAAAAGAAACAGUCCCUGAAAAAUGCCGACUUAUGCAUCGCGUCAGGCACUAAGGUGGCGCUGUUCAAUCGUCUGCGUUCCCAAACAGUCAGCACACGCUAUCUCCAUGUAGAGGGGGGCAACUUCCACGCCAGCUCCCAGCAAUGGGGAGCCUUCUACAUCCAUCUGCUGGAUGACGAGGAGUCGGAGGGGGAAGAGUUCACGGUGAGAGACGGUUACAUCCACUACGGCCAGACGGUCAAGCUCGUGUGUUCGGUGACCGGCAUGGCGCUGCCCAGACUGAUCAUCCGUAAGGUGGAUAAGCAGACGGCGCUGUUGGACGCCGACGAUCCGGUCUCCCAGCUCCACAAGUGUGCCUUCUACCUGAAGGACACCGAGCGCAUGUACCUGUGCCUCUCGCAAGAAAGGAUCAUCCAGUUUCAAGCCACACCGUGCCCAAAGGAACCAAACAAGGAGAUGAUCAACGACGGCGCCUCCUGGACAAUCAUCAGCACGGACAAGGCCGAGUACACUUUCUACGAGGGCAUGGGCCCCGUCCAGUCGCCUGUCACCCCCGUGCCUGUGGUCGAGAGCCUGCAGCUCAACGGUGGCGGAGACGUGGCCAUGCUGGAGCUGACGGGACAGAACUUCACUCCGAAUCUGCGUGUGUGGUUCGGAGACGUCGAGGCUGAGACCAUGUACAGGUGUGCGGAGAGCAUGUUGUGCGUAGUGCCCGACAUCUCUGCCUUCCGCGAAGGCUGGCGCUGGGUGCGGCAGCCCGUCCAGGUGCCCGUCACGCUGGUAAGGAACGACGGCCUCAUCUACUCCACCUCACUGACCUUCACCUACACGCCGGAACCCGGGCCGCGGCCGCACUGCAACGCCGCUGGCGCCAUCCUGCGGGCCAGCAACUCGGGCCUGCUGAGCAACAGCGGCGCCCCGGAGGCGGGAGCCGGCGUCUACGGUCCCGGAACGGGCGUAACGUCCUCGUCAGCUGCCGCCGCUGUGGUCUCCUAACGCUCAAUCCACGAGCUAGGAUACCGCCAGGUAGAGAACAAUUUGGAAUACUUCAACAAAAUACACAAAAAAAGUUUUGUGUUUCAGUUAUGGAUAAUAUGGAAAUGACGUAACGAAAUAAAUGUUCGGAACAAAGGAAGAAACGCGGGGUAAAUCUGAAGGAGUGAUGUCACAAAGCUGCCCUCGUGACAGGACAGGGCAGAACGUGGUCUCCGCUCACCCCCCGCCGGGAUCCGGUCCUGGUGUUCGGGAAUGUCGCCGCUUCCCGGUACAGGUUCCUGUUCCCGUUUUGCACUGCCCUCCAAAUGCUUCCCAAUCCCAAGUAUUCCUCCUGCGUUAGCUGUGCUUUGGGGAUGUGUUGUUGUCGGAGGCGGCGCGAGGACGCAGAGGGACACACAAACGUGACGUUAACGUAGUUUUUUUUUCUGGACCAAGGAUCUUGUAUAAGCUUUAGUAAAGGUACACUUUUCUCCAUACCUUUUUUAUAUAAAACAUAUUGUACACUUUUGUUACCAAAUAGUUUGUAUUCCUCCUAUGAACUUGUGCCCCCCCCCAAACCCCUGCCCUUACUUUCCCUCUUUCUUCUGUUGGAGGGGGGAGAAUCUAAAAGUGUGUGUGUGUGUGUGUGUGUGUGUGUGUGUGUGUGUGUCAGGGGAACCACCUCAGAGGGCCUAUUUUUUAUUCUCCUUGGUUUUUAUGAAGUCUUUAAAAGAAAAGCUUUAAGCAACGCCUCUGCCUUGCCUGCAAUACGUGCGCCAUGUCUCCGCUUUGGAUUCCCACUCAUCACUGGAGCUCUUUUUUUUUUUUUUUUUUUUCACGGACAAAAAAAAAAUAAAAAGGACGGACUCAUACAAGUCUGGAAAGAGAGAGCAAGAGAGCCUUAGUCCUGUGCAAGAGAACUGUGUGUGUAUAAAGUCCAUAUGUGUGUCCGUGGAUCACGUGGAUGCGUCUUCCAAGUGAGAGCAACAAAAAAGACACUUUUUCAAUUCAAUGUGGCCUUACUGACAAGUUCAGUGACAAAAAAAAAAAAAAAACGCUUCUGCUCACCUUCAUGUCCAGUUUCUCCGCCGGUACUGUCACACGAGAGCCUUCGUUUUUCUAAAUCAAGUGGUUGCACUCACGGAGCAUAUCAAGGCCUUCUUUGUGUUGUUCAAGCUUUCCUAACAGCAAUAUUGUACAGCUCAUGAGCACUACGACUUCACCAGCCAGUAUAUGCCGCGUGCGUGUGUGCGUGUUGUUGAAAAGAAAUAUUGAGUUGGUCACACUCCAUUGACUCUCCAAAUAGUCCAAAAGGAAGAUAAAGCAGGCAAAUACGUGUGACCUUACCAUACGACUGUAAAGUUGAAUGUGUGCUGAAUGAAGUGCGCCAAUAAGUUUGGAACAAAAAAAAAAAAAAAAAAAAAGGCAACCACAAAUUAAGUUAUGCCACCCUCAUCUGCCUGUUUGUCAUGUAAUGUUUGAUAUUUUAAUAUUUUAAAUUAUUGGUACAAAGUUUCCCCCUCAUGUCAAAAAAGUGCAUUAUUGCCUGUGCUGCCUCGGUGGGCCUGGGAUUUGUGUUGUUGUUAUCAUGAUCAUCGGUAAAUGUGUGGAUUUGUCGAGCAACGAAGCAGAGUGUAGCGACACAAAUACCCUUUAGCAGCCAGGUCCGGCCCUCCUCCGCCUCCGGUGAUAUUUUUGGGUUUUGUUUACAUGUCGACCCUCAUCUUCCUCCUCAUCUCGCGCCUUGUCCGACGAGUACACCGGGCUCGAACUGUGAGCCUUUCUGUGUUUAAAGGGACUUCACGGAGGGCUGCAAAAACAUGUUACAUGCCUUCUUAUCAUUAUCCCUUUUUUCCCCCCCUCUCUUCUGGAAGCAGCUUUUGUUUUUUAACGGUUAUAAUGAGAGCCGAACAAUGUAUGUAAGCUCUUACAAAUGCCAAAUGUCUGAUCAUGUAGGUCUUUUUCAUGCACUGCACAGUGAGAGGCAGCUUUAAACAUAACAGUGAAAAUAAAUAAAUAAAAAUCUCGCUAAGCCAUACUCAAAGGUCCCAUGCCAUCAUUGUUCUGUUUUUGUUGUCAAAAUCUUUGAUGUCCUUUUAUCAGGUGUGCCUGAUAAUUUGGGUUGGAAAUGCCCAGGAUGCCUUUUAUCAGGCCAUUCUAGUUGGUCUUUUACACCAGGCAAUUGGGAAGGCCGGAUUUCCUAUUUGAUAUAUAAACUAGCUUUGCUCUGAUCGGUCCUUGGUGGUGAUGUGGCAGCGAAGCGUACAUAGCGACGUUGCGUUUGGAUCCCUUCGUUGUAAGAUCCAUCGUUCCGGAGCACAAUUCAGUAAGCGUUGGGAUUGUUGGCCCACUAAUAAUAUUAGUAUUAGUAUUUUGAGGUUAUGCUCGUCCUCCACUCCAAUUCACUUGAAGUGAAGUCUGCACGCAACGUAUAUCGCUCAUGCACAUUUUGGAGACAAUGAAUGCAAACUUUACUGUUUUAUCAACAGUGGCAUCAUACAUUUUGUUGUAAACCAACAUGUAUACUUUAUAGACUGUGUUUGUAUGGCUUGGCAGCGGCUGAGACUCGCUCGCUUAGAACCCAGAAAUGCCAUGUUGCCGUUCAGCUGAGUUGAGCGGGUGGGUACCAACCACCAGGUGGGCAGGUACUUGAAUAAUUAGUAACCAUCUACAUCACAAACAGAGAAAUCUCAUCCGGUCGUUUUGCAAGCCUUAUCUCGUUUAUUGCCUUUUGUAUUCAAUCGACAAACAGCAUAGAUGUCAAACUUAAAACCAUGUCAGAUUUGUUUUGACCUACUUAUGCAUAAACCAUUUUUUUAUUAUUAUUUUGAUGGCAUGGGACCUUCAAGACAAUUUAAAGUGCAAACUUUUUUUCUCUCUCUCACUAUUUACACCCCUUAUUUAAUAUCACUGUCACUAUCCUUCGCUCACUCACUGUAUCUGUGUUAUUCUAGUACUGGUCAUUGUGGUAGUAUACUCAGUGCUCAAAGGGUAGAAACCUGUACUGUUUAACAUUUAGCAAUAGCAUCAAAAACAAGGGGGUGAGUAUUUUGUAUUUCAUUGAAUUUUUUUGGGGAAUAGCAUAGUCUUUGUUUUUGUACAUAUCACGGCUCUGGAUCUGAAACCUGUAUGUCAUUGGAAAAAAAAACAAGGGGGAAAAUGGCAUAAAACAGAAUAAACAAAAAGUAAUAAAGUCCAA